CCAUGCGCAGACUAUUCAAACGUCCGCUCCGUGCAUUCAUCAUCAACUCAGUUUUAACAAGUUCAAAUCACUUCAAGAAGUGGAAACGUUAACAUCGCUAGAUUACAAAAUUCAGUGUGUGAAGUGGUCGAUUGUGCUCAGUCUCCUUGGAUUUUUUUCCUACCUGCCCCCUUCCAAUAGUAUUUUGGAGAGCAGGUGUUCCACAUCUGUCUGGACCCUCGUCGUUUCACUCCCUAACAACGGGACUUUCUGCAGAGGGGAAUUUCGGAAUAACAGUUCAGUGGGCCAGUGUCGUUUGUAGUUAGUACACCGAACUAUUUGGGAACACAUAGGACAUAUUUAAUUGUGUGAAAAAUGAAUAAUCCAACGAAUUGUUUCAUUUGUAAUAAUCCGCUGGACAACAAUACGCGAGUGAGUGCAGUGAAACAAAAAGGCAUUAUUGGUUUAAUUGCCAGAAGUAAACUGAAAGAUGAUGACAAGUGGAAGUGUUUAGAAGGCUUGGUAGAAACCAAAGUCCAUGAGAAGUGUCGAGUGACAUAUAAUUUAACGAAUAAAAAAGUGACUGAUGAAGGACAAUCAGCGGCUCCUCAGCCAGUCCCUGCUGAACCGCCAUUCUCUUUCGAAAACGAUUGUGUUUUGUGUCACAAACCCUGGAAGCCAUUAAAUAAGCCGUGCCGGAAGAUAUGUACCCCAAAAGCCCAGGAAUGCAUCAUAAAAUCAAUCGCUGCUCGCAACGACGAUUGGUCCGAGAAGGUGAGGAGGAAAAUCGAAGGAAAGGACCUGCUCACGGAAAAAGCCCGCUACCACAUCGAAUGCUACGAGAAGUUUAGGUAUAAAACUAAGGAUAAUUUAGACCCAAAGCAGAGAUUACCUGGUCUAGAUGCGGCAUUCGAAGGCUUGUGUCAUUACAUGGAAGAGAGUGGCGAGUGUCAAUUCACUUAUAAUAGUUUGCUGGAGAAAAUGGAGGGCUGGACUACAACCAAAACUACCUUGAAGCAGAGACUCAUUGCCAAGUACGGCAGUGAACUUGUGUUUGUGGAGAGGCCACCAAAACCAACAGUAAUCUGUUUCCGCAACACAGGCAUCAACAUUUUGGCUAAAUUUUAUGAUGAGGGAAUGGCUAAAGAUCCGAUAGAGGACAAAAAGCGUCUUGUUUGCGCUGUUGGCGCUAUAAUACGCGAGGACGUCCGGAGCCAAGUAUAUGAGACAUCAUCAUACCCACCUCCAGAAGAGCUACUUCAGAAUGUCGAAGCAGAUAUCCCCGAAACUCUGCUUCUACUAUUAGAUUCUAUUUAUUUUAAAAAUUCAAAAAAUCGCGAUCCAAAAAUAAUAUUGAAAAGAAAUGCCCUCGCUCAUGCAAUAAUAGCCGCUCUUCGUCCAAGAUCAUUCAUUUCAUCGAUUCUGUUAGCAGUUGGUGUUUAUUUCGAGAGAAAGUUUGGUUCCAGAAUUCUUGUUGACGUUUUGAAUAAACUUGGAUUUUGCGAAUCAUAUGCAAAUCUCAAUUUAUAUGAAGCUUCAGCUAUAAUGAGUUAUGAUAAAAAAAUGAGGGAUGAUGAACUUCUCUUCAACUUCCAUUCAACACUCAGUCAACACAUCGAUAAUGUGUCCACUGGGAAGGAUGAUGAUGAUGAAUUUUUCCCAUUUAUAGUUUAUGAUGAAAAUCCUGACGAUGAAGCUGAAGAUGAAAGUGGACCGAGCACAAGCAAAAAACGAAGGAUGAAUGGUAAAUAUUUUUCAAAAUCAUGCUGCUCAUGAAAAGUCCAUAAUUGAUUGACUAUUAAUUAAUGAACUAUUUUUUUUCUUAUUUUACAGAAAGCAAGGAUCCAGAAUUAUGUGAGUGAGGGAAGCCCGCACUUUUGGAUCUUCAUGUAUCUAUGCUGCCAAUACUCUGAAUGCUACUAAUCCUCCCAGUCAUUUUGUUGAUCGUGAUUGUAAUUUUUCAAUCAACUACUCACAAUAUUAAUAAAUUCAGUUAAGGCCUGUAAUAA
Molecule: messenger RNA, 1988 nt
Organism: Diachasma alloeum
Lineage: Eukaryota; Metazoa; Arthropoda; Insecta; Hymenoptera; Braconidae
Exons: 2
Coding region: 355-1755 (466 amino acids)
Source: RefSeq, a predicted model, not a curated record